AAGGGAGUUGGAAGGCUCAUUCGUAAGCCUCCAAGAGUUCAGCAAGGUUUAAGGCAAACUUUUGCCAUUGAGCCCAAGAAAUAUUUUCGGCCACCAAAUGCUCCAAAGAGCCCGAAGAAAGUUCAAGGUGCUUAUGGUUACCUUUGUUCGUCGUCAUCUGCACCAGCGCGGAAA
Messenger RNA from Ambispora leptoticha, 174 nucleotides. NCBI's taxonomy places the organism in Eukaryota, Fungi, Glomeromycota, Glomeromycetes, Archaeosporales, Ambisporaceae. The record is from the annotation of a GenBank genome assembly.